GCUUGGAAUGAAGAAAGGUGAGCUCGACACGAAGCUGAACCGCUAUCGAGUGGGUGCCCAGCGUCUGAAGGAGACGGAAACAGUGGUGGAUAAGCUCAAGGUAGACCUCACGAAGAUGCAGCCAGUCAUAGAGCAGGGAAAGAAGGACCUCAGCCGCCUGUUCUGGUUGAUGCUGGACGCCUUUGACGAAAUUUGCACCUUGCCGGAACCGGAGAAUAAGCAGACGCUACACAGCAUUGGAGUUGCUACUGUUAUGGACAGUUCAAUGGGAUGCGAUCACAGCAGUUGCAGCCGACUCGCAGCGAUGGCCCGCAUGCUUGACUUGCGGGUUGCAUCCGGACUGUGCUCCUUCUUUGUCGCUAUUGCAGUUGCACUCAGUUUGUCUGGCUUUGAUGGCCUCGGCAAGCUGCCCGCGAGUGUGAUGGGCCUGAGACUUUAUGACCAAGGAACGCCGACCAAGAAACUGCACAUAACACAAAAACCCGAAGAUCCUGCAAUAUGCAGCGCCUCCUGUCCGUCCAUUUCUCCGCUGAAGGCAUGGACGCCUUUUUCGAACAUGCAGGUCAUGACAGAUGUGCAAGUGCUUUGGUCCGGGAAUGGAACCAGCGAUGUGAAGGAGGUCAUGGUGGAUGAAGAAGUUAAGAUCGAGAUCCAUAGACAUUUCUCCUUCGAGGAUGCCCCUAAUGUCUUUGCUUGGAUCCGCUCGGAGGCGGAGGACAUUCUCUAUGCUGAGCUUGGCACGCCCAGUGUGGGUAAGACCGAGAUUGAGGGAUGGAAGGUGUCCUUCAAAAUCAUGGAUCCUGGCCGGUACAUGGUUUAUCUUUUUGCCGUCACGCCGCCUCCACGCGCCAACCGGCUAGAACCCAGAGAAUACAGGAUCGAGGCCCUGAGUGCCAAAGCCCAGGAGCUGCAGGUUUCGCAGUUGAGUCCCGAUGGGCUUGGCUUGUUGACAGCCUUUGAUGCGAGCAGUAUUCCCAAGCGCCAUUGUCAACUGGGGCUGGACGAGAUGAGGGGACGAUGGGUUCGCAGUAGCGUGGUCAGCGAGGCAUCUAGAUGCCUGAGCUUGGGGUGCCCAAGGGAUGGUUGGACGUACGUCUCAAGGACAUGCUACUGGAACGUCUUGAGCGAAGCGGACACCUACAAGCUCCUGGAGAUGAUCGAGAGAGAGCCCGGGAAGCCCCAAAAGCCUCUUUCCUUGAUUGCUGCAGGGAGCUCUGUUCUCCGUGGAAGCCUGCAAAGCCUGCUGGACGCCUUGGUUCCGAAUGCUUGGCAGAGUUUCGCUGGAAUCAAAAGUAUCUCGGGCGUGGGCACGACCGUUAAAUGCUGGGGUUGGCUGGAAUAUGAGGUCGACAGGAACCUCCAUCUAGCCUUCCAUGACUGGCGCCUGCCCAGCUACGAAAAGAGUGAUCGAAACUGGGCCUCAGCAAGGAUUUUGAAAACACUGAAGGAGAAUCAUGAGAUGGUUGUUAUCGAGCUGGGCUUCAACAUGCAUUCCGACCAAAGGAGCUUGGAUAAUGAGCUGGAAUCUUUCUGGAGCCCUAUUUUCCAGGAGGUGCUGCCGACUCUGACGGGGAAAGUCAUCUUGUUCGCAGGCCUCUACAGCCCUAUGAACUUUCCGGUUUGUGUUCAAAAGAAGUGCGCCAUCAGCUGGGGUCGAGUUGCGUGGGUCCAGCAGAGUGUCGAGAAGCUAGUCGCAUCCUGGCCUAACAAGACAAGAGAGGCUUCCCAAGGCAAGCUCCUCGUCGUAGACCCUGCACCUAUGGCACUGGCCAUGUUCUUUGAUGGCGAAACAGAAAUGGGUCAAGGCAUGUAUGCCUCCCAACAUUGGCAUCGCUACGACUACUCGCAAGAGCCGGGAAGGAAGGUCUUCGGGACCGUCGCUGAUGUGCUUGGUCAACUCUUCGUCUCGGAGCUCCUUCGAGGUAGGAAGUUUUCGGAAAGCCUCCCGCCUCAGACGGAGACGAACCAAACUACACGAGCCUGCGCACAGUGCCCGGAGACAAGCUGCUGCCCGUGGCGGCCUGUUCCACUGGAGUUGAAGUACAGCCUCGCAAAGCUCGAGGCUCUACCACACUUCGAUAGCUGGGCCCAGUUGCCCCUUGAAGGCUCCCAGCGGAAAAAACGCCAUGCUAACGAGUUCCAGAGUUAUGCGAGGCUGUGGCGACACAAGAAGCCACAAGAAGCCGUGAAGCCAUGGGGAACAACUGCUGUGCCAGCUCCGACGGCGAUAAAGGUCGCCGUUACGAAGCAAGUUCGCGUCCAAGACAUCGUGGACGCUCACAGCUCUGUGGUCCAGUCUGGCGCAGACCUUGCUUUGCUGGAAAGGCUGGAAGGAUCCUCGUGGAUACGCAAGUCGGAUGGCAAUGCAAUGGGCCAGAUCCAAAACUCCGAAGUCGUCUGGGACAGCGGCUUCAAGUCCGCCAACAGCAAGCUGAGUUCGAACGGCACGGCAACGAUAGUCAUGAACAUAAAAGACAAGGAGAAGUCUUACAGCUUCUCAGGUACGGUUGCCUUCGAGGACCCGGUGUCCAUCACCUGGUCGGAUGGCGAUGUCUGGACACGAGUCACAGGCUGA
This is a messenger RNA of Symbiodinium necroappetens, 2575 nucleotides long. NCBI's taxonomy places the organism in Eukaryota, Dinophyceae, Suessiales, Symbiodiniaceae. The record is from the annotation of a GenBank genome assembly.